CCGGAAGUUUACACAUGUUUGCGCUUUCACGUGGAGAGGAUUUCUAGUUUUAAAAUGUCUACAAAGAAAAAUAAAAGUAAAUCCAAAAGAACUAGUGAGGGGGACAGUUCACUGGGGCUAAAGGAGGAGGCUUUACAUGAUUCUUCAGGUCAAAGCUCGAAAAAUAGCAACUUAUUCACUGUCAUCGACUUCAUUGAAAAAGCCGAUGACAAAACACCUAAAAGCUGCAGAUCAUGGCUCGCCCAAAUGGGUCUCAACUCGAUGAAAGCUGCUAAAGUGUGUAUUGGAAGACCUGUUCUAUUGACGAGCUCUGUUGGACAAGAUGUGUGUUUGGGCUGGCCUGUUGCCUCGUUCCCUGGUGGAAAGGUGGGGCUGCAGAAGUGUGCUCUGAGUAACCUAAGGGUCAAGCAGGGAGAGGAGGUGAUGGUGCAGCCUGUCACUGGACCAGUGCUUCAGACCACAGAGGUGCUUCUCUCCACCAGGUCAAAGGACGACAAACUUGACACAGAUGAAUUUAAAAACUUUUUCCUACGAUCUUUAGAAGGAAACAUCAUUCUCCCUGGUAACAUUGUUUCUCUGAGUUACUUUGGCCGCUCGUGUAGUCUGCGUGUGGAGAGCAUCCGGGGAGAGGACGGAGUGACCCUCCAGAGACCCUCUCCUCCUCUGGGACAGGAGACUGAGGCUGACCAGUCCUCUGCAGACCUCCCAAUGCUGGACUGCACUUCUGCUGACCUGUCCCUUCAAAUGAGUUUACUCAAUGUAGACGACAGUGAACCACACACACCCAGCUCGAGCGGAGAUACCUGCCCCACAGCUAGCACCCCUUGUCGGACUGCACCCCUCCCUUCUCUAUCCUCCCCACCACCUCAUACACCCUCCUACAACUCCCAGAACGCACUUGCAGAUCCACAAGAGACUCUGUUGAACAUAGAUCCAGCUGAAACGUUUCCUACAGCUCCCCCUGGUGGUGUUUUGAGUACUGACACUUUUUACUUCCUAUCAUGCUCCACUAAAGUGAGUUUCAAAGACAGGGCAGCUCAGAACGAUACAGAGGAACAAUCCAAAAGCACAAGAGUUAGUUAUAGCAUGAUUGGUGGGCUCAGUAACCAAUUAGAUGUCAUCAGAGAAACAAUUGAACUUCCAUUGAAAAAUCCAGAGCUGUUCACAAAUUAUGGUAUCCCACCCUCACGAGGAGUUCUGCUCUACGGGCCCCCAGGAACAGGGAAAACCAUGAUUGGUCGAGCUAUAGCCAAUGAAGUGGGAGCUCAUAUGACUGUGAUAAACGGACCAGAGAUUAUGAGCAAAUUUUAUGGUGAGACUGAAGCAAGGCUCCGGCAGAUUUUUAGUGAAGCUUCUCAAAGACAGCCAGCCAUAAUCUUCAUCGAUGAACUGGACGCCCUCUGUCCGAAGAGAGAGGGAGCACAGAAUGAAGUGGAGAAACGUGUGGUGGCUUCUCUUCUCACUCUGAUGGACGGCAUUGGUUCGGAGGGACACUCAGGUCAGGUGCUGGUUCUUGGAGCCACAAAUCGACCUCAUGCCCUCGACCCGGCUCUCCGUCGACCAGGGCGCUUUGACAAAGAAUUGGAGGUGGGGGUUCCUAGUGCAGUGGAGAGAGCAGACAUUUUGCAGAAGUUGUUGCACACGGUCCCUCACAGCGCCUCAGUGGAGGAGCUGAACCGGCUGGCAGAGAGCGCCCAUGGAUAUGUGGGAGCAGACCUGGCAGCUGUUUGUAAGGAGGCUGGUUUGCAUGCACUAAGGGGAGUGUUGGGAGGAUCCACACACCUGUCUGACCAGCAGCUGAAGGGAAGAGUCACUGUCACCCUGCAGGACCUGACCUGGGCCAUGUCUGUGGUGAAGCCCAGUGCCAUGAGGGAGGUGGCUAUAGAUGUUCCUAAGGUGCGGUGGUCAGAUAUCGGAGGCAUGGAGGACGUGAAGUUGAAACUGAAGCAGGCAGUGGAGUGGCCCCUGAGGCACCCCGAGGCCUUCACCCGGAUGGGCAUCCAGCCGCCUAAAGGAGUCCUGCUGUACGGGCCCCCGGGCUGCUCCAAGACUAUGAUCGCCAAGGCUCUGGCCAACGAAAGCGGACUCAACUUCUUAGCUAUCAAAGGACCUGAACUACUCAGCAAAUAUGUCGGGGAAUCUGAAAGAGCUGUCAGAGAGGUGUUUCGGAAGGCCCGGACGGUCGCUCCUUCCAUAGUAUUUUUUGAUGAGAUCGAUGCACUGGCCAGCGAGAGAGGAAGCUCGUCGGGGUCAGGCGGCGUGGGCGACCGGGUCCUGGCCCAGCUGCUGACAGAGAUGGACGGGCUGGAGCAGCUCCGGGACGUCACGGUGCUGGCCGCCACCAACCGGCCGGACAUGAUGGAUAAGGCUCUGAUGCGGCCAGGGCGGCUUGACCGGAUCGUCUACGUCCCUCUCCCAGAUGCUUCGACGCGGCAUGAAAUCUUCUCUCUGCAGUUCAAGAACAUGCCUAUAGCUCCAGACGUGUCUAUAGAAGAGCUGGUGUCCAAGACCAACAAGUAUUCUGGAGCUGAGAUAACAGCAGUAUGCAGAGAGGCGGCGCUACUGGCCCUACAGGAGGACAUCAAAGCCCAAAGCGUCCAGGCCAGGCAUUUGGAGCAAGCCCUGAUCACCGUGCAGCCCCGCGUCCCUGACUCCCUCAUCCAAUCGUACAUCAGAUAUCAGCAGAGGCACAGCGGAGGUCUGGCCCUUUUCUGACCACACCAUCACAACACACAGACAGCAGUCAUGUGAGGAAGACAGAGGGCCUCUGAGCUGUUUCUUACUACUGUGUGCAUGCUGAAUAAACAGGGCAGCUUUCCACAUUUGAACUUGUUGUUUUGUUUAUUUUGAGUUAAGAGAACUCAGAUGGUAGUAAUAUUUUAGUAUAUUUAAUAUUAUACAUAUUUGAGGUUAGAAAUCACCAUUAUUAUGAAUUCAGUGCAUCCUUGAAGUUAACCAUGUUUGACCUGUGGAUGCUGUGAACAAGAAACAAUACAGUCAGAAUAAUAAAAAUGUACAUUUGGUUUUAGAACAAUACAAUCUCACCAUUGUACAAAUGAGCUAUAAGCCACAUACAACUUUACUGGAACAAAAACUAUGGAAAACUGUUUUGUAAAUCAGAUUUGUGAAUUAAAUGUACUUUCUGCUUGUU
Messenger RNA from Periophthalmus magnuspinnatus, 3151 nucleotides. It is a transcript of the gene afg2a, whose product is annotated as spermatogenesis associated 5. The transcript is spliced from 17 exons. The record is from RefSeq and is a predicted model, not a curated record. Gene Ontology annotation, cellular component: nucleus; VCP-NPL4-UFD1 AAA ATPase complex; cytosol. Gene Ontology annotation, molecular function: polyubiquitin modification-dependent protein binding; ATP hydrolysis activity; ATP binding. NCBI's taxonomy places the organism in Eukaryota, Metazoa, Chordata, Actinopteri, Gobiiformes, Gobiidae. Gene Ontology annotation, biological process: mitotic spindle disassembly; autophagosome maturation; retrograde protein transport, ER to cytosol. The coding region runs from base 55 to 2715 and encodes 886 amino acids.